GGGCUCAGCUGUGAUUCUCAAGCCGCUCAUGACACUCGGAGUUUGGCCACCGCCGGCCGGCUCGCUCGCUUCUACCGGCUACACAUGCGUGUUUUUUUUUCCCGCAGGGAGGAUUUAAUGUCCGCGAAGGACACUGGUGGACUUUUAUUGCGCGUCGCUUUUCGGCCCAUUUUCGGACUACUUUGUCGUGUUUUGCACUUUAAACGCUCAACGAGAGACCCACUCCACCCGGCACCGCCAUCAUGCCGCUGAGCUCAAGUUUGGCGAGUAAGAACUACGAUUACGACUACGACUCUCUGCAGCCUUACUUUUACUACAACAACGAGGAGGAGGACUUUUACCCGCAGCAGCUGCAGGCUCCGGCGCCCAGCGAGGACAUCUGGAAGAAAUUCGAGCUGCUGCCCACCCCGCCUCUGUCCCCGAGCCGGCGGCCGUCCCUGUCCAGCCUGUACCCCUCCACGGCGGAUCAGCUGGAGAUGGUGAGCGAGUUCCUGGGCGACGACGCGGUCAACCAGAGCAUUAUCUGCGACGCCGACUACUCGCAGACCUUCCUCAAGUCCAUCAUCAUCCAGGACUGCAUGUGGAGCGGCUUCUCGGCGGCGGCCAAGCUCAAGAAGGUGGUGUCGGAGCAGCUUGCCUCCUUGCACGCCGCCCGCAGAGAGUCCGCCAACACCACCACCACCAACACCAGCAGCAGCAUCACCAUGACCAUCACCGCCUCAAGCAACGCCUCCUCUGCCGUGCCGACAGACUGCAGUGCCACCGAGCCUGCCGGUUCCGCUGUUUGGAAGCUGAGCAGCAGCUACCUGCAGGACCUUAACACGUCGGCGUCGGAGUGCAUUGACCCCUCGGUGGUCUUUCCUUACCCUGUGGCGGAAACGCCCAAGCGCAGCGCCUCGCCUUGUCGGGACUCGGGAUCGGACAUGCCGGCUCCUAGCGGAAGCAGCAGUUGCAGCGACUCAGAUGAUGAGGAGGAGGAUGAUGAUGAUGAUGAUGAUGAUGAAGAGGAGGAGGAAGAAGAUGAAGAAGAAGAAGAGGAGGAGGAGAUUGAUGUAGUGACUGUGGAGAAGCGGCAGGCGGUGAAAAGAUGCGAUCCCAGCCUAGGAGAGACCCGACAUCCCAGCCCCCUGGUGCUGAAGAGAUGCCACGUCUCCACCCACCAGCACAACUACGCCGCCCACCCGCCCAGCCGGCAUGAGAAGCGAGCCGUCAAAAGGCUCAAGCUAGAAGGCGGCAUGGGAGGAGGAGGAGGCGUCGUGGCGAGCCAGAGCCGCGUCCUCAAGCAGAUCAGCAGCAACCGCAAGUGCUCCAGCCCGCGCACGUCCGACACGGAGGACCACGACAAGCGGCGGACUCACAACGUGCUGGAGCGCCAGCGGAGGAACGAGCUCAAGCUGAGCUUCUUCGCCCUGCGGGACGAGAUCCCCGAGGUGGCCAACAACGAGAAGGCAGCCAAGGUGGUGAUCCUGAAGAAGGCGGCGGAGUGCAUCUGGAGCAUGCAGACGGACGAGCACAGGCUCCUGUCGCUCAAGGAGCAGCUGAGGAAGAAGAGUGAACUUUUAAAGCAGAGACUCUCGCAGCUUCAGGGCGCUUAAAUGUUUUUUGUUUCGUUUUGUUUCCCUUUUUCUUUUUUUCUUUUUUAUGCAAGUUCAAGACUGUACAGCUGUUGCAUGCAAAUGCAGGAAAAAAGGAUGUUCGGAAUCAUUGAUUUCAAUGUUGAAACUGCCUCAAUUGAAGUUAUGGUUGGAUUUAAAUAUUUAAAGUUUAUUUUAUUAAUAAAAUAUAUAAAAAAAAUGGGUGACACAAUUCAGAGUGCCCAAACUAAAAUAUGAAUUUUUAUGUUUUGUAUAUAAUUAAUAUUCCUAAGAAAAUGUAUUUUUGGAUCUUAAUUGUCUGGAUGUUCAGACCCAGUGUUUGUUUUUUCCAUUAUGUUCCUAGAUUCUUUUUUCAAAAUAUAAAAACAAUGGUUCCUGA
This is a messenger RNA of Entelurus aequoreus (snake pipefish), 1974 nucleotides long. RefSeq names its product MYC proto-oncogene, bHLH transcription factor a (gene myca). The record is from RefSeq and is a predicted model, not a curated record. NCBI's taxonomy places the organism in Eukaryota, Metazoa, Chordata, Actinopteri, Syngnathiformes, Syngnathidae. Gene Ontology annotation, biological process: positive regulation of cell population proliferation; regulation of transcription by RNA polymerase II. Bases 243 to 1595 code for a protein of 450 amino acids. Gene Ontology annotation, molecular function: RNA polymerase II cis-regulatory region sequence-specific DNA binding; DNA-binding transcription factor activity, RNA polymerase II-specific; protein dimerization activity. The transcript has 3 exons.